Messenger RNA from Pomacea canaliculata, 3886 nucleotides. RefSeq names its product uridine-cytidine kinase 2-B-like. The record is from RefSeq and is a predicted model, not a curated record. The coding region runs from base 90 to 971 and encodes 293 amino acids. Gene Ontology annotation, cellular component: cytoplasm. Gene Ontology annotation, molecular function: ATP binding; kinase activity. The transcript is spliced from 7 exons. Lineage: Eukaryota; Metazoa; Mollusca; Gastropoda; Architaenioglossa; Ampullariidae.
GCCGCAAAGGCAAACUACUUGGCGUUAAAAAUGUUGUAAUUGGCUCGCCUACAAAUGAUAGCUCUUAAAUUGGCAUUAUAAGUUGCCUGAUGUUCAAAGAUGACAUAAUGAAUCGCUUAUACCAUUUAGGUGGCAUAUUGUUACGUCCAUGCAAACAUUUUAGAACAAGAUCUUUUCCAGUCUCCUCACCUUUACGACAACCAAAUAAGAUGGCGCAGAGUACAAAUGGAGAAUACGAGAGUCCAAGACUUAAUGGGUGGGAUAAAGUUCCAAGGCCUUUCUUAAUCGGCGUUGCUGGGGGGACAGCUUCGGGAAAGAGUUCGGUCUGUGCAAAAAUAAUGGAGAAGCUGGGUCAGUCAGAGGUGGAAAGUCGACAGAGACAGGUGAUCAUCAUAGGCCAGGAUUCAUUCUACCGGAAUCUCACACCUGAGGAACAUCACCGAGCUGUCCGAGGAAAUUUUAACUUUGAUCAUCCAGAUGCCUUUGAUUUGGACUUGAUGAUUCGCACUAUGAAGGAUGUGGCUUCUGGAAAGACAGUCGAAAUUCCAUCAUAUGAUUACGUCAAGCAUGUGAGAGAGAACACUGGGCAGCUGGCAUACCCAGCAGAUGUCGUACUGUUAGAAGGAAUCCUCGUCUUUUAUUUUCCUGAGCUGCGUCAGAUGUUUCAUAUGAAACUGUUUGUGGACACAGACCCUGACACACGCUUGUCACGAAGAGUCCUACGUGAUAUACAAGAACGAGGAAGGGAUUUGGAGAAGAUCCUACAUCAGUAUACGAGUCUUGUGAAACCAGCUUUUGAAGAGUUCUGCUUGCCGACAAAAAAGUAUGCAGAUGUUAUAAUCCCAAGAGGGGCUGAUAACACAGUGGCCAUUGAUCUCAUUGUACAGCAUAUUCAAGAACUGAUGCGCCCAAACCGCAACCUGAAGCGCCAGCGCUAUAACUCCGAUUCAAUUGUGGGGCGACCGCACUAAUAUGCAACUAUUGGUUUUCAGAUUUGAUGGACUGAUAGAAUAUUUAAAUGAAAUGUUGGAACUUCUGUGCAAGAGAUACUGCUGAAACAAGUCUUACUGAGUACGCUGUUUCUUUGUCAAAUGAAGUACUUGACUGUAGAAAAGAAAUAUUAAAAACUUCCAAGUUUACAUUCAGUUUCAGAACUUGGAAAUGCAAAGGACCUGUCAAUCAAUGGUGGCUUCUUGCUGAAAACCUGUUUACUGCGAAUUAUUUGGGGCUGUGGCUUAUUUCUUUCACUUUUCUUUUUUUCAUUCUUUCUUUGAGUUACAUAAAUACAGUUAUUGUUCCAUGUAAAAGGCUUUAAGCCUCCACACAGUCUGGAUUCUUAGCAAGUAAUCAGUGUACAUUUUGUUGAUAGAUGCUGGUAAUAUGUGUGUGUAUAUAUAAUCCAGGAUCUUUUUGUUGUAUGUUCUGCCUUUUACUGAGCUGUCCAUUCAGCUAUUUCAUCAUUUUUUAAAGAUGUAAGAUGUAUACAAGUGAUUCGUGUAUGUGUGUGUGUGAAUUAAGAAGAAAGAUUUUCCCUUUUAGGAAUAGAAGUGGUGGUUUACAUAGAAGUACAAGUGUGUGUGUGCAUGCAAUGGAAGAAAGUGUGCAGGAGGGGAAGGCGCUUACAUGAAUGUGUUUCAUUAAAAUGGUACUAGUGCUUUGAAAAGGAAAUAUGCAUUCAUCACUUUUCAUUAAACAAUUCUUAGCUGUUCUCUUUAAUGCAUUUAUUUUCUUUCAGUGACUUCUAUUCAAACUAAAAUCUGAACAGAACAUUUCCUUAUUUAUUGUGAACUUUCAUUGUAACUAUAAUCGUUGUGUUUCUUGAUUUUGCUUCCAGCUGUAAGUGUGUUUGAUGUGUGAAUACAUUAAGACUCUUGUUACUAUUGAUUCCCUUGUGAUCUGAUGUAAGAAUUGUCAAGGCAUCAAAGCAAAAUAAUGGAUGAGCACAAUAAAGAGAGUAUGUGUGCAUGUCAGAAAAAGUGGGUAGAAAGGGGGUGCAGAUGUAUGUAACAAUGUGCAGCUGUAUAAAUUCCUUGGGUUGUGACCAAACCUGCAGUGCUGCUAGAUUUGUGAAAAUAUGUGUGUUCUUGACAUUGGUAUAGAUGAUGACAGCAUAAAACCUGCCCCAUUUAAUGUAACUGCAGAGUGCAAACUGAUUAAUAGGUGCACUAUAUCAGAAUAAUAACUGGUGAGUUGUUUUGAAUGUGGAAAAAGAAUGUGCCAUAAAUAAUGUGUAUAGAUAAUGAUGACUAAAUCUUAUUUAUGUUAAUUGCUCUGAGUUAUGCAUAAACAUUUAUUUAGUACACUGGGGUCACAACAGUCAAUGCAGGGUUUACUUUAUUCUGUUUACCUUGGCCUAGAAUUGUAUUCCUUUUGUAGAAAGCUUUUCCAAGUGAGGGAUUUUAAAGCAUAUAUCCCCUCCCCAACUGUACUCCACCUUCCUGUGAAGAGUUUUUCUGGUUUAUAAGUUCUGACUUCUUGUAGUCUGUCUUAAGUGUCAUGAACUGAUGCAUUGUUCAGAUGGAUGCUUAAAAUUUAGUGUCAGUUAUAUUGUUUACAAAAUGCAGGAAAUAUUCUCAAAAGAGACAUGAAAACAGUGUUUUGUAUGUUAUGAGUGUUCUAUACGUUAUUUUUUUAAGUACACUGAAAUAUUGUGACUGUAGAGCAGGGUUCUUUAUCUGUCUCGUUCGUGCUUGUCAUUUGCAUGUUGUGAGGGCAAGACCAACAUUAGCACCAGAACUGUUCAAUCAACGUGAGAGGGAGCACUGCACUGCUCAAGUUCAAAUAAGAGGAAAUUGAAUUGUCUUUGGUCAGUGAUGUCUUAGUGCCCCCAGUUCCAGUAAACUGGAUGAAAAUGUUACAUAGUAUUUCAAUAAGUUGUUAGUUUUCUUUUUGGUUUCUGAUAGAGGUUGUGUGUGUGGAGGCUUAUACACUUGUGUUCAUUUUGUUGUUGAAAUGUGUAAGAAGUUGCCUGUAUAACAGACCAAGAGUUGAGAAACAAGCAGACAUGUUUGAUGGAGUGUAGCCUUAUUGACUGAAUGUGCAGCUCUUUCACCUCCAGCCAUUGAUGUAAAACAGUUAUUUUUAGGGACACUUCAGCCUGUACUUACUAACGUCCUUAUACGGCAUCCUGUCAGAAAUAUUUUUAAAUAGAUUGUGCGCAAAAUUAUUGAUAUGUUUGCACUCGGACCAUUGUCUCCGUGCUGUGAAUCUUGGUAGGUGCUAGUGAUAAUGCAGAGCAUAGCCUCUCAGGUACAAAGAAGAUAGAGAACGCGCGUCUCCCGAAUCGGGAAAUUACUUUUUCCUGAAUUGAAAAAGAAACCAAAACGAGAUUGAAAGGGAACGAUGCUUAGUGUGUGAAGAUCGCAUUCUCGGCCGACCCUGGGGCCUAACAUGAACAAUUGUUUGCGGUCAGGACCAGCGCUCACUCGAAACAACCGCAAACUUGAGUUGCUUGCUAGACAACCUCCUUGAGCUGCUUUUCGUUGAAACUUUCGAAAUACACUUCGAUCACAACUUUAUUGUAGGCUGUUUCAUGUACCAAAGUGCAUUACAUCAGAUGGUGUAAUGUGCAGCGGAGUGAUAGGUCCGGUGUUAGUAAUACGAGGCUGUGGUUAGAGUGUCUCAAUGUACUAGACCUUCGAUUCAAGUGUCAUUAAUGUGAAAACUACUUUGUGAUUCAUCUUUCUGCGCGGUUUACUUGCUCCAGAUUUGUUUUGUUCCUUGGUUCUCUCUCUUAUAAUCGCAUAAUCGGUGAGAGGGGAAAUGCUUGUUGCUAUUCCUUUUCCCCAUUAUAAGUUUAGGGUGUGAACUUCAACUAGUUUCUCACUUUGCUGUUGCCAUUGUUUUUUACAUGCCGUGUUUGAAAUAAAAAUCGUUUGAAUUAUUA